Molecule: messenger RNA, 738 nt
Organism: Hibiscus syriacus
Lineage: Eukaryota; Viridiplantae; Streptophyta; Magnoliopsida; Malvales; Malvaceae
Exons: 4
Molecular function (GO): phosphoprotein phosphatase activity
Source: RefSeq, a predicted model, not a curated record
UCCUUGAAGGAAUUCGAAGGAAAACCGAAGGUCAGUUAUGUUACGGUGUUUGAGCGCCCCGGGUUGCAAGAAUUCCUGAAUCAAAUUAGUGAAUUUGCUCAACUUGUACUAUUCACUGCUGGCCUUGAAGGCUAUGCAAGACCGCUUGUGGACAGAAUUGAUAAAGAAAAUCGAUUUAGUCUUCUACUUUAUAGGCCCUCUACGAUUUGUACCGAGUAUCAGGAGCAUGUGAAAGACCUUUUGUGCCUAUCGAAGAACUUAUGCCGAACCGUUAUUGUAGACAACAAUCCUUUCAGUUCCUUGUUGCAACCACUAAAUGGGAUUCCAUGCAUUCCGUUUUCCGCAGGACAGCCACAUGAUACGCAGCUUCUGGAUGUCCUCCCUCUUCUCAAGCACCUUUCUCUGCAAAAAGAUGUGAGACCAGUUCUUUACAAUAGGUUCCACAUGCCCGAAUGGUUUCGAAAGCACGGUAUCCCUGCUUCUGGUUGGUCAGAGUAGGAGAAAGCUCAUACGCAGGGCCUCCGACUCUUCCAUGUACGUUCUUUACGUUACCGAUCUUUGUCCAAAGGCAUCAUAAAUUUUAUUGAUAGCAUCUGAAUCCUUGUCGUGCCGAUCAGACCGAGAGUCAGCGGAGUCUUACAAACGGAUUGAUCGGAUGCUAUCUCGUAUUUGUAUUAGUUGAUCCAUUUAUGUAUUUACAUCCACAAAAGAAAAUCCUUGAUUCUUAGUGCAACUCUA